Molecule: messenger RNA, 471 nt
Organism: Pyricularia grisea
Lineage: Eukaryota; Fungi; Ascomycota; Sordariomycetes; Magnaporthales; Pyriculariaceae
Exons: 1
Coding region: 1-471 (156 amino acids)
Source: RefSeq, a predicted model, not a curated record
AUGUUUCCGUUGCUUCAUCCUCAAAUCGUCGAUGCAGUCGGCAAGGACAUAUGUCCAGCUUGGGAAAACAACGCACAGCAGGACGGACCAUGUACCAAUGAUUACGACACAAAUGUAUCUGGCGAGUUCAGAUGUUCCAAUCGGGCAUGCUCCAAAGUCUGGGGUAGUGGCCUAGUGGCGAUUCGAAUAAUGGCAUUUGAUGAUAAUCGGUACAAUGCCAUCGUCUACAACCAGCAUUGCAAAAAAUGCAACAGCCUCGGGAUCAUGAAGCUCGACGAAGCCCGCUAUGUCGAGAGAGUAUCUUAUCGACUCAAAAAAUGGGCAGGUGUUCGGCAGGAAACACCACUCUAUCAAGCCAAAAGUAGUCCCCCACAUAUGGACAAACUUUGCGAAGGAUGUAUUCAAGGCCAUUGUCGGCAGGGAAAACGCGAUGAUCUCAUCUCUGGAUUCCAAAAUUUGGCCUUCAGCUGA